AGUUCAGUGCAAGAUGAGGCUCUGUAUUUUCACCUGUGCAAUUCUCAAUGCUUUGGUCUACACAGGAGCUGAAGUCAAACAUAAAGAGAUACACAUCAGUGACUGUUCUGAUACAAAGCAAGGGGAGGAUAUAUAUGGACUGGAUGGGGAGGAAAUGGCACAUGCAGACUACAGUAAAAAAGAAUAUGUGAUGACACUGCCUGACUUUGCAGAUCAAUUCAGAUAUGAAGAUGGAAUUUUUGACACAGCUGUUACCAACCAACAAGUCUGUAAACAAAACAUAGAUAUUUGGGUUAAGUCUUACAACAACCCCACUGAAGCAACAGCCCCCCCAGAGAACUCGAUUUAUCCUAAGGAUGAUGUGAUGCUCGGUGUGAAGAACACACUCAUCUGUUAUGUGACUGGAUUCUACCCUCCUGCACUCAGAGUAAAGUGGACAAGGAACAAUGAGGAUGUGACAGAGGGAACGACUCUUAGUCAGUUUCGACCCAAUGAUGAUAGCACCUUUACCAUAUUUUCCACACUGAGCUUCACUCCAGAGCAGGGGGACAUCUACACCUGCACAGUGGAGCAUCAGGCCCUGCCAGAACCCCUAACCAAAGUGUGGGAAGCAGAUUCUGAGAUUACUGUGCCCAGUAUUGGUCCAUCUGUGUUCUGUGGAGUGGGCUUGACUGUGGGGCUGCUGGGGGUAGCAGUUGGAACAUUCUUCCUUGUGAAAGGCAACAACUGUAGCUGACACUGCAGAUUUUUAUUUCCAGAUUUCCCUGCCUCCCGUGAGGUCUCAACAGCUGACAAAUGUUUCACAGUAGUGUUUGAAUGGCCAAGGCCUUUCCUCUUUGGGGGAAAUAAACAUUUUUCUUAUCAUUUCAA
Molecule: messenger RNA, 870 nt
Organism: Chanos chanos (milkfish)
Lineage: Eukaryota; Metazoa; Chordata; Actinopteri; Gonorynchiformes; Chanidae
Product: H-2 class II histocompatibility antigen, A-Q alpha chain-like
Exons: 5
Coding region: 14-736 (240 amino acids)
Biological process (GO): immune response; antigen processing and presentation
Cellular component (GO): MHC class II protein complex; membrane
Source: RefSeq, a predicted model, not a curated record